AUGGCGAUGACCCACGAGUGGAAACACAGUCAAAACUUCAUGCUUACCAUGAAUGUCAAGGAAGAAGAACUCUCUGACCCUGAGUAUGUUCCGCAAGAAAAUGAAGAAGAAGAAGAAGAAGAAGAAGACUAUUUGAGUGUUUCCCAGUUAUCUCUCCGCAGCCGCCGAAGAACCCAUCAUUCUUCCCCUUCGGUAAAGCAGAGGGAGCCAUGGAAGACCAAGAAAAAUGUGCUCAACACUCGGAGAAGUCCUUUAAGUUCGACCCAUAUGACCAAGCGAAAAGUUCCUGGGGAUCCUCGGAAGCAUGUAGGCUGUAAACGGAAGAGAACCAUGUUUGAUAAUUUUAACGAACAUGAAAAGUCUUCUGCCAGCACCCAAGUUGAGGAGAUCCAGGCAAUUCUUGGAGCUGAAUACCCCAUCGUUGUUAAGUCUAUGAUACAUUCAAAUGUUUCCUCUUGGAAUUGCCUGGUGUACAUAAUGGGAAGACAUAAUCUAGCUGAAGUAGAUGCAGCUUUUAGCCUCUUGAAAUUGAAUGCCUGCGCCAAACAUGAAGUGCUUGAGGAAAACCAUCCAAAGCCUCUUUCAAGUGAUGUUUGCCAAGGCAACACUCGAAAGACAAGUCUGAUGUUAGAUACUAAGCCUGAGCUUAUAGAUAAUCAAACUGAGGAAGACAAUGAGAAAUUUGGCUCAAAAUUUCCAGGAGGCAUUAGAUAUCCAGUACCAGCAGCUGAUUUUGAAGAUGUUAGAAGCAUUGAGAAUUUCACCAUUCUUGUGAAUGGUGUGACUAUAGAUUCUUGGCUUUCCAAACAGCUCAGGACUAACUAUUACGAACUAUGCUGCUCACGAGGUUCAUUUCUGCAUGAUCAUCUCCUCAAAAGUAUUAACAGUAAGUUGGCUGCUGAAAUAAUAAGUGAAACUACUAACAUUGCUAAUGCCAUUAGAGCUCGCAAGCUGUCCGCCUCUCAUGCUGAUUACGAAAUGUGGGAGAAGACUUUAAAUGCCUUUGGGCUGUUGGGUAUGGAUGUUGGAUUCUUACAUGCGCGACUGAAGCGGCUUCUGAGUCCUUCCUUCAGAUCAGAAGAGGCUGUGGAAUUAAAGAGGAUAGAAGAUAAAGUUGAGCAAAUUUGUGCAGGGGGGAGAUGA
This is a messenger RNA of Prunus armeniaca (apricot), 1143 nucleotides long. NCBI's taxonomy places the organism in Eukaryota, Viridiplantae, Streptophyta, Magnoliopsida, Rosales, Rosaceae. The record is from the annotation of a GenBank genome assembly.